AGUUCUUGCAAGGAAGUGACUCAGCAUCGAUGCCACACUAAAGGAGAAAGUGGCAGAGAUAUGCACGCUGCCACUCAGACACGAUCAGACAUCCACGGCCAUCAGAUAGACAAGGACGCAGACUGGUGCUGACAAGACCGGGGAGUUAAAUCUGUGAAAAAAAACAAGACGAGAUCAUCAUUUCAAUAAACAUACAUCCUUUGCUUGCUUGAGCACGAAAUAGGACACACCUCAGGAGUUAAUAAUUAAAUUGCAGCAACCGAAAACGAAAGAUUAGAGACAGAUCUGUUCCACUCGCAUCCAUCUUUUUGACACCUUCUCCAUUUUUACAGUGAGGAACAAGGAUGAUUUUCGUAAGACUACUUUAUGCUUACAUUUUGGCUGAACUGAGUAUUUCAACAAAAGCAUUGAUGAGCGUCAACAACGUUACAGCCGAGUGCAACAAGCAAGUGGCAAUACAUUGUAAUGUGUUGCCAGGGGCUAGAGAAGAGCUAUCUGUCAAACAUAUAAGUUGGUCCCGAAACCACGAGCCUUUAUGUCAAGUGGACAAGGGAAAUUUGAAGCACAGCAUAAAUACAAAAAGUGACUUCCACUGCGAGUUUAAAGAAGGCCGGCUGUCUCUCAUCCUGGAGAAAGUACAGCCAGUGGACAGCGGCGCCUCAAACCGCUACAUGUGCAAACUACAUUCAAACCAGGGAAUUUCACAUGGAUACAGCUGGAUUGAGCUACAAGAGUGCUGCGGGAUGGUCAAAAGCACUUUGUCCAGAGACAGCUCCAUGUGCACGUUCAGCCACGUAUACCCUGAUGCAGAAGUCUUUUGGUCUUAUGAUUCCCAAAACCAGUCAGAAGGAUUUGUAAGACACAAGAUUUAUAAGAGUGUGGAAGAAGGCGGCUGGUUAACUAUUAAAGGCCAGCUGGAAGGGAGUUCCAAUGGGUCCUUCAACUGUUCCCUGAGGAGCAUCGUCUCGGGAAGACACAUUGUAUGCAAUUCAUCCGAAGAUACCGACUUCCAAGACUGGAGUGGAUUGGAAACUCUGGGGUUCACACCUCAGGUCAGGGAUGGAGCUGAAUCACUUAAACCUUUGUGGUCAAUUUUUCUGAUGUCAAUCAUUGUGGUUUUUAUGGAAAAAUGAAGUUUUUACAAAUGUAAUUCUAUAACAUUGAUAAUAGAUAUGUUGUAAGGCUUUUUAACAAUGAGGUACUGCCAUUUUUUCCUGCUGCAAAACACUAAGAGAUUUCAGCUUGCACAGUCCAAAGGUUAAGAGUUCUUCCUGUUUGGGGUGAACAAAGAAAUUCCACACCAAGGCGUGACGGCAAUUCCUGGCUUAUCUUCGAUGCCAUUGACAAAUGGCAUAUUUUGUGAAACUCAGUCAAAGAGAAUCUAACUUGACAUUAAACAAUAGUGUCAGGGGGGGAAAAGCCAUAAACCUUCAAAUGGAAAAUAAUUUUGGGCUGCACCAAGUCCUUCUGGAUUCUUUAAAAGACUUUUAUCCUUUCACUUUAGUAAUUUUCGGUAUGUGUUCACCUUCAGUUUAUACAGUAUAACGGCUCCGAGCCCAGCUGCACGGAAGAGGUGCCACCAUAUGACGGAGUUUAAGGGGGGGGGGUAUUGUAUAGCCCCCAGUGGCCGAAAAGUGUCAUUGCAUUUAAAUGACUUUCCUAUAGGCCUAUACAAUGUUAAAAUUAAGAGGUUUCCGGUAAUAUUCUCUAAAAGUUGUAAAGCAAUAAAACAAACAACAAAAAUGAAUGAAAUGAAUGAAAAAUCUUUUUAUAAUGGGUCAAUUAUUUUUCGAACAGAUCAUAUGAAUUGCACCUACGGUCAUUUGUUUUGCUUAGCCAAACCACCAAAGGACCAAAGGGGCAAGAUGUAUAUACGUAAUUUUUUAAAAUCUAAGCUUUCAAAAGCGACAACAACUAUUUAACGAGAACCAAGGAUUGAAAAUGUGGACCAUGAAACGCCAGAGAGCACCGCCAAAAUGGUGAGCGGAGUUUCAGUUUGCCCCACUAAAGAUGCUAGUUGUACAACAGAGCCACCACCGGUGUCUUGCCAAUAUAGUUACCCCUGUCAAAAUUUGUAUCCCCCUGGCUGCGGGAGCACACACACAUACAUUAGUUAUGAGUUUUGUCGACUUAAACCAUUAAUUGAAGCCAGAAAAGAACCACAGUUAUAUAUUUUGAACAUUGACGUUUAUUAAACUGGAGAAACUUCAUACAGGACUUGAAUUACAGUAAUAACAGUUAUCGGUCAGCCUACGAAUAAAACAGUAAAACAUUGCCUUUUUUUAUGUUUAGUAUGUAUGCUACGUUAUACUGCAGAAAAAAAGAUUUUUUUUUUUUUAAUUCUAUUUUUUAUGGCUGGGCCUUGUUUUAAAACCUUGUAUGUAAAUACAUCGCCAAAACACGGAAAUCAAGCAAAUCAGUGCAGCGCAGUGGCUCCGCCCAGGGGAUACAAUUUUUGACGGGGGUAACUACAUUGGCACGACACUGGAGGGCGUACCAUAUUCAAUGGAUGACGAUAUUGGCGAAAAGGAUAGCAGUCCUUAGCAUCCUGAUUUAGAAAUCCCCUCAAGAAUGAUGGAAAACAAAAAUCGCUCAUUUUCAACUUAUUAUUAUAAAUAUUCUUGUAAGUUAAUUUUAUUGCUAACACUUCGUUUUGGGGUCAUCAACAUGUUGUGCUCCCACUGCCCCAAAAGUCAAACUCCACCUGUGUGCCAGAUGAUCCGUGACAAGGAUAACCACCAUAAAAAAAUGGAAGGAUAUUUUUUAGCUACAAAAAAAUGUAUUUGUAAAAAUAGAUACAUGACAUUUGUCAAAGGCAUACAUAUUCCACCAAAUCUUAAGUGAAGAAUCUAAAAUAUGACUAGGGCUAAUACCAUGGUUUACAAGUUGGUUUCUUACUGUAUAUACAAAUAGCUCUGUGGGUGUCAAGUGACCACUAGAUGGCACCAAAUUGGAACGACUGUAAAUACUGUACUUUAGGAUAAGCGGCAUAGAAGAUAAAGUCGCCCAUAAAGAAUUUUGAAUCAUCAAAUGCUUGAGGCAGGAAAUUAUUAUGCUUGCCAAGCUCACGCCAAUGCUUUAUAGAUAUAUGCUGCCCCCUGUUGAAAAUUGUAGGACAUGGAAGCUUGCAGAGCCUUUAACAUGUCAGAUUUGGUGUGGCUCUUUUGAUAAUACUUAAUUUAACUUGAUCAUGAGCCUCAACAAAAUUCAACUCUGAGAUUCAGUUCACUCUUCUUCCACAUCAAACUACUUUAGUCUUUUUGGAAAGAAAUGAAAGCUUUUACUCCAUCUUACUAAACGCUUCAGCCAAUUUAAUUCACAAGAGAUGAGCUGAGAGCAUUUUCAAGUCACUGGUUUGAUUCGAUAAAGUGUAGCUUUUACCAUGACAGUGCCACUGACCUAAUGACACAAAAACACAGCUUGCAUUUUCAAAAUUAAUAGAGGCAGCAUCACAUAUUCUAUGUAAGGAGCGUGGUGGUUUUGCUGCUUCAAAUCUGUCAAUUUACAAACAAAAACGCUUGCAGUAAAGAUGACAAUAUUAUACUGUUUUUAAGAUUGCAGAAAAGGUGACGUGCAAACGAAUCUUAUAAAUAUUAUUUGAAGAUUUUUUUUUAUUUUUUUUUUUGGUAUAAAUGUAAGAAUGAAGCUGUACAGUAGGCUAGACAAUACUGUGUGAUGCAAUCUUCCUAAAUACUGAUGGAAAAAUUCUGGUGUGGUAUUAAAUUAUUCUUGAGUGAAUACAAUAUUUUUCUGUGAGUUCAAGUGUGGAAAGUCUGGAGUAUUUUGAGAUGUGAGCGUAUUCUUGAGGGUACAAGUAUAUGUUAUACCAGUAUAUCUGUAGUGGUGCAUUGAGAAACGAUUUAUUGUUAGCAUGUCAACAAACAUUUGCGACAAUCAAAUCAGUUUUGAAAUGUUGGUUGAGCUCAGAAUUGUCAAUGAAUUAUGCUUUUUCCUUUGGUUUUACUGUGGAGAGUAAUGGAAAUAUAGUUAUCACUAUGGCUGUCAAAAUGAUCGCGUUAACGGGCGUUUUUUUUUUUUUUAUUAAUCACGUUAAAAUAUUUGACGCAAUUAACGCACAUGCCCCGCUCAAACAGAUUAAAAUGACAGCAGUGUCAUGUCUACUUGUUACUUGUGGGGUUUUUUUGUGUGUGUGUCUUGUCACCCUCUGCUGGCGCUUGGGUGCGACUGAUUUUAUGGGUUUCAGCACCAUGAGAAUUGUGUAAUUAUUGACAUCAAGAAUGGUGAGCUACUAGUUUAUUUUUUGAUUGAAAAUUUUACAAAUUUUAUUAAAACGAAAAAAUUAAGAGGGGUUUUUAUACAAAAGUUUUAUAACUUGUACUAACAUUUAUCUUUUAAGAACUACAAGUCUUUCUAUCCAUGGAUCGCUUUAACAGAUGUUAAUAAUGUUAAUCUUGUUGAUUUAUUGUUAUAAUAAACAAAUACAGUACUUAUGUACCGUAUGUUGAAUGUAUACAUAUAUCCGUCUUGUGUCUUAUCUUUCCAUUCCAACAAUAAUUUACAGAAAAAUAUGGCAUAUUUUAUAGAUGGUUUGAAUUGCAAUUAAUUACAAUUAAUUUUAAAGCUGUAGUUAACUCGAUUAAAAAAUUUUAAUCGUUUGACAGCCCUAGUUAUCACAUAUUAGUUAUUUUCUAUGUUUCGUAAACGAGGUUGACUAUGUAUGUAUACACUGACAAUCAAGGAUUCUAUUCUAUUGUUUGUUUUGCAUGUAGCAAAAACGCGAAC
Messenger RNA from Corythoichthys intestinalis (scribbled pipefish), 4743 nucleotides. RefSeq lists its product as uncharacterized. The record is from RefSeq and is a predicted model, not a curated record. NCBI's taxonomy places the organism in Eukaryota, Metazoa, Chordata, Actinopteri, Syngnathiformes, Syngnathidae. Bases 345 to 1133 code for a protein of 262 amino acids. The transcript has 5 exons.